CUUCAAGCACGCGGAGCUUUGAAUUGAGUCAGUUGACGGGUAUUUGCCAUACCGAGCAGGUCUCCCUUUGAGAUAUUGAGGAUUGUCGAAUUUAAACGGAUUGUCAAGCUCCUGAACUUACUCUCACUGAUCGCCGUAUUUUUUGACGUCUUUGGUCUUAUUUCCGAAAGUUGUGAUACCCAAAGAUUAAAGUCUCAAAUAACGAUCAAUGUAACACUAUUGCUAUUCAAGAGAUGAUCAUCAUCUAUUCUGAUUAAACUGGGCAGCUAUCAUCAACCUCAAGGUUUCCUAUCGGAAAUGUUGGUUUCCGACUGAAUGCUUAUUAGCUCAGUUCUCUUUCUGGUAGUCUGGACUAGUUCAUCAUUCGCAGAGGAAUCGUCUUCCAGCGAUGCCGCAUCCGUUAAACGGACACCCAUGGGAUUUCAAAGUAUGCACGGGAACAAGAACCUUAUCCCCACGGUCGCGGAACACAAUGAAGUUUCCAAAAGAACGUUAGUGGAUUUCCAAGAUAAGGAUUUGAGUGCACCUGAUAUUGAAGACAAUCUUCUGCACGAUGAGUUUGACAAACGAGCGCCGAUGGGAUUUCAGGGUAUGAGGGGGAAGAAAGACUAUUUGAUACCUGAUUUUGAAGAUUCCUACUUUCGUGAAGAUUAUGAGAAAAGAGCGCCAAUGGGUUUUCAGGGUAUGAGAGGCAAGAAGAUAUUAGAAGAUGAUUACUAUAAACGCGCACCCAUGGGAUUUCAAGGAAUGAGAGGGAAAAAAUCUUUGGAGGAGAGUAUCGAACUGCAGGUGCUGAACGAAAUUGAAAAGAGGAAAGCGAUGGGCUUUUACGGUACUAGAGGGAAAAAAACGUACGUUUUCGAAUAUCCACAAGAUUACGAAAAGAGACUUCUCGCGACGGGAUUCCAAGGUAUGCACGAUAAGAUGAAAGAAUUUCCGGCAGAUUGGGAGAAAAGGGCUCCCAUGGGAUUUCAAGGGAUGAGAGGCAAAAAGGCAUUGCUCGACGAAAUAGAGGAACUUGAAAAACGAGCCCUUAUGGGUUUCCAGGGUAUGAGAGGCAAAAAAGACAACUUUGAGAAUUAUGUGGAUUACACAGAUUCUGACAUGGAUUUUGACAAGAGAGCACCAAUGGGUUUUCAAGGUAUGAGAGGCAAGAAAGAUACCGAUAAAAGGGCACUGAUGGGUUUUCAAGGUAUGAGAGGCAAAAGGAGUAUAGGACAAAGAUUUGGGACUGAUAUGGAUUUUGGAACUCGAUCGUUGCACGAAUAUCAAGGAAUGGGCGAUAGGAGACACUCUCUAGCCUCGUGCCAAGUCGAAAAACGAUCGCCUUUCCGAUAUUUUGAGAUGCGCGGUAAGAAAAAUCCACGAUGGGAGUUACGGGGGAUGUUUGUAGGGGUGAGAGGCAAAAAGUGGGCAAAAGCCCCAUACGAAGACAACAGCCCAUUCAUAAGGUUGUUUGAUAACAUCGAGAGGAUCGGCGUGGAUGGAGACUCGCCGGCAACAUUAGAUUCACAAUAAUACAGCAGCUCUUAGAAACGGUAACGCAACUGUUACAAAAUGUCUCCUCCAAAUAAUUAAACGAUGUAGCUAAAUCUAAAAACGAGAAAAGAAGAGGAAGAAAACGCGUUUAUUAGUUAUGAUAAAGAAUGCAAAUAUACUGUCGUUUGUUGAUUUAUCAAUGCGUUAAUUAAGACUUUGUUAUUAUAAUUAUUUUACAUAUAACAAGCCGAUCUUGAUCUAGUCAAUGUAUAUAAUUUGCUGUGUGUACACUAUCACUUAUAUUUUGCCGCUAUUAUAAGAUUCAAAAUUGCGUGCGUUGGACGCAGGUCGCAAGCCGCAAGUCUCGCAAUCAGAUACAAUCGCAGUUGAGGGUGUAAAUUCAAAGUGUAUACAAUGAACGUGAGAGAAGAGUUUUACUGCAGUAGUGUAGUCAUAAAAUAGUAUUUUGUGAAACUCUUGCUGCGAUUCCAUAAAUAACUCUCCCGUUCCGUAAAAAAAUUAGAUUUGCAUGUAAUUACAUUGUCUGAAUAUGUUACUCUAUACUCCUUAUCUGCGACUAAGAUAUUUUGAGAGAUUUUACAUAGAAAAAAAGGAAUACUGAUAUCUUCAUAUCAAACAUAUAAUUCUUAAAACUAUAUAUGUUACAUCUCAAAAUAUUAUCAAAAAUUUAAAUAUUUUAUAAAUUAUUCUACUAAAGAGAAUAAUUCUUAUUAAUUUUAAAGUUAUUUAAUUUUUAUUCCUAAUUCUUAUUUAAAAUCGUGUUUUGUAGUAUUUAUUUGCGAAUUUGACAGAAAAUAGCAUUCCAAAUUAAAUUAAAUUUUUAUCUAUUUUAAUAAAACUUUAACAGAUAUAGUGUACAGUUUAUUUACAUUUAUUUACCCACUUAAAAAUUAUUUACUUAAACUGCAGCAAAAUGAAAUCAUCUUCAGCACAUAAGCUAUUAUAAAUCAAAUUUUUGUUUGUUUUUUUUUUAGAUGGAUUGAUUUCAUAAAACAUCAGAUAUUUGCAAUCAAAAUUUUUAUUGUUAUUUGUGAGAUAAAAGAAAAUGAACCUACAAAAAAAAUCUGCUAUUAUUGAAUUUUUUCAAUAAUGACUUUUAGCUAUUGUAUGGAAAAAAUCCUUAAGUAAUUUAUCAAAUUAUUUAGAGAAUUUCUUUAAAAAAAUCUAAAUAACUUACGUUACAAAACUUAAGUACUUAAUGUAUUUUAAUUUUUAAAUUUAAAUUUUUGUAAGAAAAAAUUGUUCUUAAAUUAAAACAAGAGCUUAAUGCUUAAAAUUAAGUGUAUGAAAAAUGUCUAAAUUUCUAAAUGUUAAAUAAACUUACUGUAUUUAAAUAGAUAUAUUUACGUACAAUGCUAAUAAAAAUUAUGUAUCUCUCAAGUAAAGACUGCGCAUCAGAAACGAAGAAGUUUGUUAAUAAUUAAAAACAGAAGUAGGUUCUCUUUUUAGGUUGCUAUUUAACAUAGUUACAUUUUUACUUACAUAAGUGUAUUUACGAUUUGUGUCCUCCGACCUAUGGUGCAAAAGACAUGUUAUACUGACGAUAUGUAAUUAGCGAGAUUAAAUAAGUCAAAGAUAUCUUUCGUCGAUUACAACUGUACAUGUCAGCAAAAUCUUUCGAAAAAUGCCUAUAUCAACAUUAUUGUUAAUUUGUACAGGAUAUACAGAAUAACAAUCGAUAGUAGUGAUAUAUUCUUGAAUGAAUUUAUAGAAACGAUUUUUCCUUAAUAUAAAAUGGAUUUGUAUAAACAUUAAAUCUCUUGGACAUUUUAACUAAAUUUUCUAUAAAAAAUAUUAUUUCUGAAUUAACAAUAAAAUAAAAGUUUAACGCAUACUCAAAUUGGAUUCAUAAAAAGUACUUAAGUUUGUAAAUGUUAAACGAGCAGUUUUUAAAACAACGCACAAACAAGAUAAUUUAACCAUUACGGAAAAAUCGACUUAAAAUUCUUGAAAAAAUGCAUUUCUACUAUUAAUCUUUCAUGAAACAUUAACUCUACAAUUUAUAAAUUCUCUGCAGAAUUUAUUUUAUUUUAAUUUAUGGACACAUAUCGGCGCAAUAUUAUGACAAAGUAAUUUCACGUUCUCGAGUUCGAGAAAUAAGAUGUAAACGGGGAAUAGGUGGUGUGUAAGCUAAGAUUGAAUAGUGUAUAAAUAUCUAGCAUAUCUCGUGACAUAGAUAGGAAUUAUAUUUUUCUCUGGAUGUUAAUCGGUAAUUGUUACCGUGUAUAAAAUUACGUUUUUAAUAGUCUAGAUUGUUUUAUUUUCGUCUUCAAAUAAGAGGCAGAAUUAAGUAACGUUGAAGAGUGACCAUUUUUGUGGCCAUUGGUUGCGUUCAACGAAAUAAAAAUUUAAUUCUGAUCCUACUGAGACGCUUUUCAGUAUUCUUGAACUAAAACAUCUUUCUUAUGUGUUUAAUUUUUACAUAUUUCCUUUAAAAUAUGUAAUGCGAUGUUAUGAUAACAGUAUGUAAUAAAUUUCUUGUUGAGAAAUUAUAAGUUAAUAAUUUUAAUCACGCAGAAAAUAAAAUUUACGUUGUGUCUUGUACUUAUGUUCGUUGCAUAUCUUGUUAUAAAAUAAUAAAUUGCUUCAGGCUCUAAUAUUUCUAUA
Monomorium pharaonis (pharaoh ant) is the source of this 4107-nucleotide messenger RNA. RefSeq names its product tachykinins (gene Tk). The record is from RefSeq and is a predicted model, not a curated record. The transcript is spliced from 8 exons. The coding region runs from base 316 to 1518 and encodes 400 amino acids. Lineage: Eukaryota; Metazoa; Arthropoda; Insecta; Hymenoptera; Formicidae.